GCUAAUUGGAUUUGGAACUUGUUGGAGUGACAAACAAUUGAAAUGCAGAAAAUGAAUAGCCUUGGAAGUAAUUCCAUUUCCAAUAGUAGUGGGAGGCUGUCAACGGAGGAGAACGACGAUGAUGAGAUUUCGAGGCUGGCAAUAUCGGCAUACCAAGCUAAAGAGGAAGAGAUCGAGAGGAAGAAGAUGGAGGUUAAGGAGAAAGUUGAACUUCAGUUGGGUCGUGCUGGGGAAGAAACUAGGCGUCUCGCGCAGAUUUGGGAAAAGCUGGAAGUGAUGGGAGAUCCCAUGAGGAAGGAACUUGCAAAUGUAAGGAAGAAAAUCGACAUGGCUAAUCGAGAGCUGAAGCCGCUGGGACUGAGCUGCCAGAAGAAGGAAAAAGAAUACAAAGAAGCCCUGGAAAGAUUCAAUGAAAAGAACAAAGAAAAGGCUCAACUUGUAACCACACUUAUGGAGCUGUUGACCGAGAGUGAGAAGCUGAGGAUGCAGAAGCUAGAGGAGCUGAGCAAGAACCAACACUCUGAAAUUUUCUAUUUCAAUUUGCAUCUUUUCCAAAAAGAUAAUUAUCAAUGUAAAAGAUUAAAGACCGAAGACGAACCUGCAUUCAAAGUUUUAUAUUAAAACACCAACGCAUGCAAUUACUAAUUUAAAUACGACACGCAUGAUUUUGCAGCUCAUAUAUUUCAUCAACAUC
Molecule: messenger RNA, 694 nt
Organism: Malus domestica (apple)
Lineage: Eukaryota; Viridiplantae; Streptophyta; Magnoliopsida; Rosales; Rosaceae
Source: RefSeq, a predicted model, not a curated record